GCACAGCCGCGGGAGGCGCUGAGGCGCAGCCAGCCCGGACCCCGGCGGACAGCGGGAGGGCGGGGGAGUAUAGCGGUGCGGCCCGGGCGGCGGCGGCCCGGAUUGGGAUCGGGAUCGGGAUCGGGAUGCUGGCGGCGCUACCGGACGGCGAUGAGCGGGAGCUGGAGAGCAGCGAGGAGGGCGGCGGCGGCGCGGGAGACGAGCGGCGGCCGGAGAGGCACGGCAGCACCUACCACAGCCUCUACGGGUACCGGAGCCGCAGGUCCUCGCGGCGGGGAGCGGAUGGCGGCGCGGCGCCUGGGAGCCCCCCCGGCCGGGACUUCAGCCUCUCUUUGCUGGACACAAACUUACCAGCUGAAGCAGAAACCGAACUGCGUAGUUUCAUUGCUAAACGUCUGGCUAAAGGAGCUGUUUUUGAAGGGAUGGGGAAUGUAGCAACUGUGGAUUUGAGUAUACCAGAAUGUAAAGUCGGUUGUUAUUACUGUCUUUUCCAACAAGAAAAUCUUCAAGAAACGUCAACACUGGAAUCGGAUAUCAGUGCUCCAGAAUAUGUAGUUUGUUUCCUAGGUGGCUCAGAGAAAGGUCUGGAACUUUUCAGACUUGAAUUGGACAAAUACAUUCAAAGUCUGAAGCUAAACAUUAACUUGGAGCAGAAAACAUUGGAGACUUGUGUUAACCCCUACUUAAGAAGCUGGUUUGAGAAUUCCAUAUGCCCAAUUCAGAGAGUAGUACAGCUCUUCCAGGAGAAACUGGCUUUCUUGUUACAUGCUGCAUUGAGUUAUACUCCUGUGGAAGUAAGAAAUGCAGAUGAAAGAACAGAAAAAGACAUUAGCAGGUUUCUGGCAGCUGCCAGCCUCCAAGGCCUUGUUCAGGAAGGCACAAUGACCUCCUUGUGCAUUGCCAUGACUGAGGAACAGCACAAAUCAAUGGUUGUAGACUGUAUUGGAGCCCAGCCUCAGCUGCACAAUGCAGGAAGCAACAGAUUCUGUGAGGACUGGAUGCAUGCUUUUGUAAAUGGUGCUGAAGGUGGAAAUCCUUUUCUCUUCCGGCAAAUUUUGGAAAACUUUAAAUUGAAGGCUAUACAAGACAUUAACAACCUGAAGAGGUUUAUUCGACAGGCUGAAAUGAACCACUACACCUUGUUCAAGUGUUACAUGUUUUUAAAGAACUGUGGCAGUGGAGACAUCCUUUUGAAGAUUGUUAAAGUAGAACAUGCAGAAAUGCCAGAAGCCAGAAAUGUUGUGACUGUCCUUGAGGAAUUCAUGAGAGAAACAGCAGUGGCUUAAAAUUAUCUUAAUUAUUCUACACUUGUUGGAGGGUAUUGUAUAAAUCAUUAAUUUCUUCUGUGCAGCUUAGUUCCACUGUUGCAGAAAUUUUAUUUUUAAAAGCAUUACCUAAGUCAAACCUAAGUUGCAAUUUCAGCUACUUUUCUCCCCUUGUUUUUUUAGAGAGAAAGCAGGAGAGCUUUUUUUAAUGUGUAAAUAUCAGAUCUUAAAAAAAAAUGCAUAUUUUUCAAUGCUUAACAGAUUCUCCCAAUGACUUGUUCAUUUUGUGAGAAAAUAAUGACAUUUGUUUGUGUUAGGUUUUUUUUAGCAUUGGCAUGAAAAAGAGAUGUCUCUUAGCUCACAAGCAUUUUGGUAUUUUAAAUAUUUUAAAUAUAUUUAAAAUUAUCGUGUCUAAUAAUUAAGAUCCAGUUACUUGUGUUUCAGUAGAAAAGAAGCACAAACAUUUAGACAAAUCCUAGUAAAUGAGUUCAUCUUUGUUCAUGCAAGAGAACAUAAAUAACAAGUCUGGAGCUUGGAUUUGAAGUAUUCUUUCAAAUCAGCAGUUUGUUUUUCUGUUAUUGAAGAAACAGCUUUUUUAUUGACAGGAGACAGACUGAACAGGGUUUUAGGACUCAUUUUGUAUGUGCUUCUGUCUGUGCAUACAUAUGCUGGUCAGGCAUGUUAAAUUCCCACACUAGAUUUUCAAUCCAAUUCAUUAAUUUAUAUUUUUGUGACCAAGAUCUUCUUUGUACAUUCCUAGUAAUCCCUUUUUUUUUAUAAUUGAAAAUAAUUGUGUGUUUUCCAGUAGUGAAGAAUUAAUCUCAAAGAUUUUCCAGAUCCAGUAUUAACUUCGUAGAAGCUUCUUCAUAAAUUGAAAUAAAUUAUUUGUCCAAAUUAACUAUUCAGAGUUGAAAACAUUUCAUUGUAUUUCAGCAAUGAAUUCUUGUCCACAUCAUAAGACAUUUAGACAGCAGAAUGCUUGAAGAAUGUCUUUGACAGAUGAAACCAAAACUAACCAGGUCUCUGGGUGAGCCUGUAAGUGAGGACUUUCUGCAAUGUGAUAUAAGCAAAACUCCCUACUGCUUUCAAUUGCAGCAGAGGGUGUUUGAAUGCCUAACUUGAUCAAUGACCAUGUACUACUUUAAAACCAAGGUAUUUUUUUAACCUUCAUCUGUAAAACUUUGCUUACUUGUUUGGGCUUCUCCUCUCCAAGGUAACAGUUGCUCAGUAUCAGUCCCACUGAAUUUGUACCCUGUUAUUUGCAGACAAUUGCAGUUAGUGCUUUUUCUGUUGGUGCUGAAUUUUGCUAACAUUGAAGGUGGUUGGUAUUAUGAAAAACGUAACUGCCUGCUUUCUGCAGCCUUUAACAUCAUUUUGCUUUUAUCAGCAUUAUAUGGUGGCUUUGCCAUUCCAGUCACUGGACUCCUAAACUCAGGAUGGUCAGAAACACACACUGAACUACCACCCUGGUAGUGCUAGGUCAUGAGUUUGCAGGUGUCACCGGCAUAUUCCUAUUAAAAAUUCUAUUUUAAAUAGAAAAGAAGAAAUUAAAAGCCUAAUAAAUUAUGCAGAAGCAGCUAGUUUAGUUGGAUAUACAUGCCUGGGAGGUAUGACACACAACUGUCUCCAGCAAUCAACUAUGAAAAGCUGAGGAAGAAGCACACAAAUGUUCAGAAGAUGCUGAGAUGCGCGCUUAAGCUGCAAGCCCGACAGAUUUACACUGGAGUUUAAGGCUCUGAUUUGAAGCCUUUUUGAGGAGUGGGAGGAAAGCAGCAAACCACAGACCUCAGAUAAGAAUGCAAGUUUAGCUUUAUCUGAUGGAGACCUCUUGCAGUUUGGAAGAUCAGGGUCUUUGCUUUUUUUUUUUUUUUUUUAGUUAACUAAAACAUGCAGAAGUUUGCUGCAGAGCUUCCUGGAGAGGUUGUUCUCACCAUUGAUUCAAGAGAUGAGAAUGUAUUUGCUCUGAGAUCUUAAAAUGCUUUCAUUUAAAAGAAGACAACCUUCCAUCCCCAUGAGAAGUUCUAAGCAGGUUGGUCUUGGUCUUCAGCUUCCCCUCCGUUCCGAGGUCACUACUGCUCUAGAGCUUCAGCUGUUACAAGGUAGGACAAGGCAUGUUUGAAUACCAGGCAGCAGCUCUGUGUCCUUGUUUAACACAGAGAAAUAAAGCAACGAUUCACUUUCCCCACAGCUUUAGAGACAUAGAAAUGAAUUAUCAAUGUCAUUAUUAAGAGAUUGCAUUUCAGAGCUCAAAACCAACUGCCCUUUGGUUAAAUACUGUAAUUGUAGACAAACUUACAAAGCUGCCUGUGGAAGUUCUUCCUUCAUUGAUUUUUGGCAUGUGAUGCAAGACAGCUCCAUUUGAUAAAAAACAAAAAAUCCACCAACAAAAAUUUUAAUGGAUUCUGCGCUCAAAUAAUAUUGUUACAACAAAAAUAUACAGAAUGUACACAAUACAAAAAUAUUUGGAAACAUA
This is a messenger RNA of Numida meleagris (helmeted guineafowl), 3738 nucleotides long. It is a transcript of the gene C17H17orf75, whose product is annotated as chromosome 17 C17orf75 homolog. Bases 126 to 1286 code for a protein of 386 amino acids. The transcript is spliced from 10 exons. NCBI's taxonomy places the organism in Eukaryota, Metazoa, Chordata, Aves, Galliformes, Numididae. The record is from RefSeq and is a predicted model, not a curated record. Gene Ontology annotation, cellular component: trans-Golgi network.